Molecule: messenger RNA, 2256 nt
Organism: Vitis riparia (riverbank grape)
Lineage: Eukaryota; Viridiplantae; Streptophyta; Magnoliopsida; Vitales; Vitaceae
Product: GTP cyclohydrolase 1-like
Exons: 2
Coding region: 527-1864 (445 amino acids)
Biological process (GO): tetrahydrofolate biosynthetic process; tetrahydrobiopterin biosynthetic process
Cellular component (GO): cytoplasm
Molecular function (GO): zinc ion binding; GTP cyclohydrolase I activity; GTP binding
Source: RefSeq, a predicted model, not a curated record
UUUGUUCUGGUGCUCUGUAAGCUUUGGUUGAAUUAACAGAGCAAAACCCACCAUCAUUGGAAACCAUAUCAUCCGCGUGCGCAACUUGAGCAUCAUCGACGAUUGAAACCCAAUUCAAGCCCCGUAUAUCGAUCUUCACAAGUGGUUGGGGUGUGAUGUCGAGUUGGUGAUAUCAGUAAGGGUGGUGGAAUCACCACCAGAAAUCUAAUUCUCACAGUCCUUUCAUAAAUCGGAGAGGCGCUGUAAGAAAUCGGUCGCGGCCUUGGUCGACUCGGCCGACACUUUGACCCCUACUUGGGCCAAGUAGGUCCCACAUCCUGAUGAGAAAGUACUUGCUUUCCACACGUUCUCGGAUCGGCGGCCACCCUACGAUUGUAUACCUCCGCUUUCCUGUUUCUUUGCCCUAUUAAUGGAGGAGCCCUUGUAACUAACUUCAACCCCAUCAUUCUCAGCUUGAUUAGGCUUGUUCCGGUUGGGAAUUGAGAUUCAUUAUUGCGUAGGCUUUGAAUUUUGGGUUGAAACAUAGAUGGGCGUCUUGGACGAGGGGCACGUGGAGGUGGGAUUUGAGCAAGAGACUCUAGCCAUUGAGGAGGCUGUUAAAGUGCUUUUGCAGGGUUUGGGUGAGGAUAUCAAUAGGGAAGGCCUCAGCAAGACUCCUGCCCGUGUUGCCAAGGCCCUUCGUGAAGGAACUAGAGGUUACAGACAAAAGGCAAAGGACAUUGUUCAAGGUGCCUUAUUCCCUGAAGCUGGUUUGAAUAAUGGAAUUGGUCAUGCAGGAGGAGUGGGUGGGCUUGUGAUUGUUCGAGAUCUUGAUCUCUUCUCGUACUGCGAAUCUUGUUUGCUUCCAUUCCAGGUUAAGUGUCAUGUGGGUUAUGUCCCAUCAGGGCAAUGCGUUGUGGGCUUAAGCAAGCUUUCUCGGGUAGCUGAUGUUUUUGCAAAACGACUCCAAGAUCCACAGCGUCUUGCAGAUGAUGUGUGUUCUGCUUUGAACCAUGGGAUCAAGCCUGCAGGUGUUGCUGUUGUACUCCAGUGUUUACAUAUUCAUUUCCCAAAUUUAGAAUUGGGCUUUCUCGAUUCAACCCAUCAAGAAUGGGUAAAAGUAUCAGUUUGUUCUGGUAAAGGCCUUUUUGAAAAUGCAAAGGCCACCAUUUGGAGUGAUUUUUUAAGUCUCCUGAAAUUCCGAGGCAUAAAUGUGGAGAAAACCUGUACCAGAGAUUCCACAGGUCCAUGUUGGUGCCCAUCCCAGUCUUCCUCUGCUUUGAUUCCAUGCAAGAUAGAAAUAGUCCACCAAAUGGUUACUGCAGUAACUUCAAUUCUGAGGUCUUUGGGUGAAGACCCAUUAAGGAAAGGGCUGGUAGGAACCCCUAAUCGUUAUGUGAGGUGGCUGCUGAACUUUGAGAAAACUAACAUGGAGCUGAAAUUAGAUGGGUAUGUUUGUGGUAAAAUGGAUCCUUUUCAACCCAAUUGCAACGAGGAAGAGAUGCAUUCUGAGCUGAACUUGGCAUUCUGGUCUCAAUGUGAGCAUCAUUUACUUCCCUUUCACGGUGUUGUGCAUAUAGGCUACUUCUGCACCAAAGGGAACAAUCCCAUUGCAAAAUCCAUUUUACAGUCAAUAGUACAUUUCUAUGGCUUCAAGCUUCAGGUACAGGAAAGAAUUACCAGGCAGGUUGCUGAGACUGUUUCAUCUCUGUUAGGUGGGGAUGUGAUAGUGGUGGUGGAAGCUAGUCACUCUUGUAUGGUAUCCAGAGGAAUUGAGAAGUUAGGAAGUAAUACUGCUACAAUGGCUCUGCUUGGCCGAUUUUCAACUGACGAUGCUGCAAAGACCAUUUUUUUGCAGAGAAUUCAAAACACUUCAACUUCUUGAGGACAAUGAUUCCAAUCCAGAUUUCUUCUAUCAAUCACAAUUUUUCCUUGCACUGGUAUUUUUUUCUGUCUGCAGUCUCACGGGCAUGACAGGGAUAGGUUGCAGCUGAUCUGCCAGAGUUGUCUUCAAGUUGGACAUGGUACAAGUAUUGAGGUUCCAAAGUUUUUAUUUAACUUAUUCAUGUUUCUACUUAUAUGUAGCAUAGACCCUUAAAAAGAAAAUUCCAGCAGCCUGCCAUUGUUUCCAUGAUAACUUUGUCUUUUGAUCAUUUAUUGAUUGGCAUCCAUUGCCUACAUUGACUGGUUACUAUGGAGAGAUGAAAACAUCUAAAGAAAAUUCCAUUUUUCUUUUUUCAUAAUGGAAAAUACAGAUGUUUAGAUUUUGGAAUUCAA